AUGUUCGGACAGGCAGUUGAUACUCGCAAGCACUCGACAGAACAACAGGCUGCUGCCAGGCAAGGAAGCCCCUUGGCAGCUCCCCACCUUCACAAGGCUGCCACCUUCACAAGGCUGCCACCUUCGCCAGCUGCCACACUCGCCAGCUGCUUCGCCAGCUGCCUCGCCAGGCUGCCACGCUCAUCCAUGACCGACGCAGGCGCGGCACGUCAUUCCUGCCAGCCGCAUCACCAAGCUCCCCUCGCCUCGGUCAACCUCACCCCUCAUCAUCCACCACCCCCAACUCCUCCGGCACCCUCGAGCGCCGCCGAGAUGGAGUCUAUAGCGAGGAUAUCCGAUCUGCUCGAGAGCGCCCGAGAGCUCACCCUCGAUGCCGCCUCGGCUGCGCGCAGCUCACGCGCCUCUUCGCGACCCCUCGACCGGAACCAGAUCAAGAAACUGCUCGACAGCCGGAAUGAUCGCGAGAUUCUCGAGGGCUUGCGCCGCGUCAUCUCGAUGAUGUACCGCGCCCAGAAGACGCUGCCCUUCUUCUCGUCCGUCGUCAAGAACGUCGCCUCGCCCAACAUUGAGAUCAAAAAGCUCGUCUACAUCUACCUCAUCCACCACGCCGAGCAGGAGCCCGACCUCGCCCUGCUCUCCAUCAACACGAUCCAAAAGUCCCUCUCCGACACGAGCCCCCAGGUCCGCGCCCUCGCCCUCAAGACCAUGUCCGGCAUCCGCGUCCCCGUCAUCAGCCAGAUCGUCUCGCUCGCCAUCAAAAAGGGCGUCGCCGACAUGAGCCCCUUU
Messenger RNA from Verticillium dahliae VdLs.17, 786 nucleotides. Its product is annotated as beta adaptin. The record is from RefSeq and is a predicted model, not a curated record. Gene Ontology annotation, cellular component: membrane coat. The transcript is spliced from 4 exons. NCBI's taxonomy places the organism in Eukaryota, Fungi, Ascomycota, Sordariomycetes, Glomerellales, Plectosphaerellaceae. The annotation marks the transcript as partial. Gene Ontology annotation, biological process: intracellular protein transport; vesicle-mediated transport.